GAUAUACAACUAAAACCCUGCUCACGACAUGCCUUACUUUUGGGAUACAGUAUUCGAAAUGCUGUCUUAUUUAUUUUGUACUUAGGACACUGUGACAGACACCAGCUUGGUUUUGGAAAUACAAUAAAAAUGUCAGAGGAAGAUUUCAGAACCACUCCAGCUUGUGCACGAAGUCCAAUAGUUUCCAAACGAACUAUGUUUCAGGAUGAAUUACACAGGACAGUUGCUGCCAGAGUGAUGAAGCAGUUCACAAUUGAAGAAAAUGCUUUCAGUGAUUUUGACUAUGAAAAUGAGAAGCCAAGAAGUUUAAUGAAGAAUAGAAGAAAUAAUGAUGAUGAACUUGAUAAUUUAACUAUCACAGAAAAGCCUGUGGAACACCACCAUAGUAAUGACCAAUGGAGCCCAGUAUCUUUUCUGAAAUCCACAAAGAGCAACAUGAGAGAAUAUGAGGAAAAUGUACCUGUUCCUAAACCGAGAGAAUGCAAAAUGAGACUAUUACCAUCUACAGAAAAAGUGAAGAAUUCUCUUGCAGAUGAAUCUCCCAAACCAAAACCACGUUACAAUCUUCUGAAAAAGCAAAGUGACUCUGCAUGGGCUAAUGAAUUGGAGAAGCAGGAUGAUAACCUUUUUAAUACCUGUCAUUCAACUUCAUAUUCAAAGCUUUCCACAACUAUCAACAAAAACAAAUCGUACUCCAGAAGCCCCUGUUCUGAGUAUCCAAGAAGUUCCAGUUAUCUAUCAAAAGCAUCAUCAUUAAACAUGAGCAGAAGCACAUCAUCAAUACCUGAUGUCAGGUGUGCAGAUUCAAUUGAAGCACAAAUGAAUUCUUCAGCAGAUGAUAAUCCCACAGGGAGCAUUGCCAUUGGUAGAAUCAAUGGAAAGAAAUCAUGCAUUACUGCAGAGCAAAUUCAAGAUAAUGCAAAUGAACUAAACAUAAAUAAAUCAGAGUACUUCUUGCAGGAAGAAGCUGAUGUAGAUAACUGGCAAUCUCUCAUGUGUAAACCCAAUUUGGAGCAAUGUGUCACUGAUUAUGCCAUAUCAGAGUCUUUCAUGGAGAAUUCCUUAAAAUUGAAGGAAAAAGCCCAAGCUAAGAUGAAGUGGAUUGGGAUCAAGAGUCAAAAUCCAGAAACAAAUGCAAAAUCAAAAAGUAGCAGGUCUCUGAAUUCACCAUUGGAGAUUCUGGAAAGAUCUUCUGUUGGAAAAAAUACACAAUCUAACACAACUGAAUCUCGGUAUUUGGGGACAUUAAAAAUCUUGGACGUAAAGGCUUUUACAAAUGAAACUUCUAACCUUGAAGCUGCAGACACUAUCAGGGCAUCUAUUUAUCAGGAGUGGUUGGAAAGGAAAAGGCAAAUUCUUCAUGAAGAUAAAAAACAUCGAAAGCUGAAAGCACAACAGGAGAAUGAGAAGAGAGAGCAGAAGAGCAUUGAAAACAAAAAAGAAGUAAAAGCAUCAUUUGAGGCCUGGAAGGCAAAGAAGAAGAAUGCUUUUAAAGAAAUCUGUCAAAAGAAGAAAGAAGAGGAAAAAAUAAAGCAACAAGCAGAAGCAGAGAAAGAAGUGAGGAAAGAAGAAGCAGAAAAGGUAUUUGAAAAAUGGAAAGAAGGAAAGAAUAGGUAUCUGAAAGAAAAGUUACAGAAGCAAAAACAAGUUCAAAAAGAGAAGGGGGAAAAGGAAAAAGAGCAAGUCGCUGAACGAAAGAAAGAAAAUGCUUUGGCAUUUAUGAAAUGGAAUGAAAAGAAAGAAAUAGUAGUGAAGCAAAGGAUGAAAGAAAUUGCAAAGGAUCAGCAGAAAAAGAAACGUGAAGAAGAAUACACAAAAUCUGGGAGAGAAGAGAUGGCAGCACUGGAGUAUGAGAAAUGGCUGGCACAGAAAGAAAAGAAUGAAAAGAAGCAAAAGAAAAUCAAGAGUGCAUUAUACAGGGACCCACCACCUCCCUGGAGCCCCCCUAAUAAAACAAUACCAUUUGGAAAAUGA
This is a messenger RNA of Pristis pectinata (smalltooth sawfish), 1974 nucleotides long. It is a transcript of the gene map9, whose product is annotated as microtubule-associated protein 9. Lineage: Eukaryota; Metazoa; Chordata; Chondrichthyes; Rhinopristiformes; Pristidae. The transcript has 14 exons. Gene Ontology annotation, biological process: regulation of mitotic cytokinesis; mitotic cytokinesis; mitotic spindle assembly. The record is from RefSeq and is a predicted model, not a curated record. Gene Ontology annotation, cellular component: astral microtubule. The coding region runs from base 130 to 1974 and encodes 614 amino acids. Gene Ontology annotation, molecular function: microtubule binding.